AUGCUUGGCCUAUCGGUGGAAGAAAAGACUCGCAACGUACUCGGUUGGAGCGACUCCAGCACCGGGUGCAACACCGGCUACCGUACCCGCCGGAUGUCGGGCGGCAGUUGCGCUUCUGAUCUAUCAGGCUCGUUCACAGCGAGCAGCUCGUCGACCCCAUCCCCUCACACUCCAUUCUCCCUCGGCUCAAUGGCUGGCCGUGACAAUGAGGAAGGCACUUCCUCCUCAAACGCGCUGGUCUUCGAACGGAUGCGCCGUGUUAUACACACACUGCCUGGGAAUUCUCGCGGGAACACGUUCGAGGAACUGAUGGACAAGUUCUCGCAAGAAAUGGAAACCGCCGAGACGGAGCGGAAGGGGAUGUGGGGAUCGUCGUCUGGAGAGAGUGCUGCUCAACGGUUCGGCGGCUCUGGAGGAGGAGGAGGCCUCUGGGACUCCAGCUCCAACGAUAACUCCGGCGGUCCAUUCCCCGCUGACCUUGCUGGCGUUGAUGUGUCGGCCUUCAAAAAUUUGCUCCUCAAUCAACCCAUGUCGUUCUCGGGCCGAUUC
Mesorhabditis spiculigera is the source of this 549-nucleotide messenger RNA. The record is from the annotation of a GenBank genome assembly. NCBI's taxonomy places the organism in Eukaryota, Metazoa, Nematoda, Chromadorea, Rhabditida, Rhabditidae.